This is a messenger RNA of Monascus purpureus, 1455 nucleotides long. The record is from the annotation of a GenBank genome assembly. Lineage: Eukaryota; Fungi; Ascomycota; Eurotiomycetes; Eurotiales; Aspergillaceae.
AACACCAUCCUUCUCUUUCCCCUCCUUUCUCUUCCAUUUCUUUCGUUUCUUACAGAAAUUCUUAUCGUCGCAUAGUUGGGGUCACCACUCUGACAAGAUGGUUCGAAUGGAUCCCAUAUUCGAGGCUCGUACCAAUGUGAAGCUACAUUCAAAUCGCCUCAAAAAAGAAGCGAAUCGCGCCGAGGCGACCUUCAAAGCUGAAAAGGCAAAGGCCGACAAAGCCAUGAAGAACCGUGAAUUCCAAAUCGCUCGUAUUCAUGCGGCAUCUGCAGUACGCGAAAAGCGACGGCAGGUAACACUCAAAGCAGAAGCUGCACGUGCAGAUGUCAUAAUCAACGAACUCAAGGCUGCUCAAAGCACCCGCGAUACUUCCCGUACGCUUGCAUUGGCCUCACGGGGCCUGGACGUUGCGUCCAAGAGUGUCAACCUCGAGAGCCUUGUAGCACACGCGAAUAAUUUCCUUGCGCGCUCGGAAGACUUCAAGAUUGCCAGUAGUGCUAUUGAGGAUGUCGCCCAGGGCGUCUCGAUGCAGGAGUAUGGUGCUGAGGGCGAGGCCGAUGUUGAUCGGUUAAUGGAACAACUUGCUGACGAUGCGGGCGUCGAUCUGCGCAUGGCCCUUGAAGCUGAUACCGCUCCCAAAGAAGAAGUCAAGGAACAUAAACAGGCUGAUGCUGAGGUCGAGGACGGCCUGGGUGCGAGAUUGAGAGCUCUCAGGGCGGCUAACUGAGGUAAUUCAGCUAUUCACUCACACUCUACUUGCGUCCGGCCUCGGGCGAUUGUUAAUAAUGCGAAAGGGUAAAAAAAUCCCUUGUAACUCCGCGGGCCUCUUCUCUUUCCCUCCUUUCGCUGUCAACAAACAACGCGGAUUUGCUACUGCUGCUUUUACACCAGAUCCAUGGAGAGACAUGCCUCUUGACCUUCCUUCCCUCUCCUCAAUUUUAUCGGAUUUCCUUGUUUAUGCACUUUUAUAAUGGUCCUCUUAGGAGUUGCUGUGAUCAGGUGCAUGUUUACAUUGGUUUGCAUUGGGCACUUUCUGUUAUCUAGUUUCGUUACUCCUAGAUGUGUGCUGCACUCGCUGGUAACCUCUGUUGAAGAAUCAAUAUUCUUAGGUCCAUAGACAUCGGUGAGACUACAGUGAAGUGAUCUUGCUUUCUAGGUAAACUUUGAUUCCUCUGCACCUGAUAAAAGUGCCUCUCUUGGUCACCACCCAUUUUCUGAUACCCUUUUAUAAGCAUAUCCCUGGACUAAUUGGUAGUCUAAGAAAAAUAGGGGCAUACUAGCCAUGUUUUAAGUGUACUGCGUGUUUAAACCAUCGUAAAAAGAGCUCUGGGAUAUUGGGUAUUAUUAGUACAUCUAGAUUAGCCGGUAGAUUGGUAUCUCCGCACUUGCGCACGGUGAUUAAUUCCAUCAUCAGGAGCAUAGACUGACUUUCUUCUGCCUUUUUUUUUCGGACAC